Molecule: messenger RNA, 1243 nt
Organism: Frankliniella occidentalis (western flower thrips)
Lineage: Eukaryota; Metazoa; Arthropoda; Insecta; Thysanoptera; Thripidae
Exons: 4
Coding region: 53-1243 (396 amino acids)
Source: RefSeq, a predicted model, not a curated record
UUUGGCCAGAAAAUUUUUCUAGCCAACUUUAUCCCGGUACCCCGAUACGUUCAUGAGUGUGGCGAUGCAGGUCGAGCUGACCCCUGCACUACUUCACGUUUACUAUGCAGUCAUCAUCUUUGUGCUCUCAGAAUUAUCCGAGAGAUAUGUCAGAUGGCCUCUUCCUGGGGAGAGAAUCGCCAUCAGUGAUGGGUGUGAGAGGCGUAGUGGAUUCCCUGGAGUGGUUGGGGCAGUGGAUGCUUCAUACAUACCACUGUGUACUGCUCCAGUUAUUGAACCCCAAAGAUAUAUAAAUAGGCACCAUGACUACGCCGUCUCUCUGCAGGGUGUUGUUGACCCUACUCUAGUCUUCAGGGAUAUUUAUGUAGGAGAGCCUAGAAGCCUGCACGACUCCAGGGUCUUCAGAAGGUGUCCCUUGAGUAGAAAAUUCCUUGAAGAUGACACUCUUCCGGAUCAGGAUCAGCACAUACUUGGGGACUCAGGUUAUAUUCUUACGGACAAGGUCCUCACUCCAUACCGAAACAAUGGUAAUCUCACAGUACGCCAAGAUUACAACGCCAUGAUGUCAAGCUCAAGAAGUAUGGUGGAACGGGCGUUUGGUUUUCUUAAGAUGAAAUGGCGAAGGCUCUUUUUUCUUUCAGCCAGAAAACCUGUACUUGUAGUUAGGACAAUUGUUGCAUCAGUGGUACUUCACAACUUUUUGAUUCUCCAAGGUGAAGCCCCAGAUGUGGGAGAACCAGAAGAAACACGUGGGAAAGUGCCUUUUGAUCAAUAUCCAGAUUUUGACCAUACCAAUGUUCAGAUUGAGCCUGAUCAUCCUUUACUAGGAGGUGUCACGAUUAAUGGUAUCCUCCAGGACACGGGUGAAGAGGAAAAGUUGGCACUGAAUCUGGACGAGGAGGAUAUACCACUUAUUCUUGAAGUAAUUCAAAUAUUGGAGCCAUUUCAAAAGGCCAUAAAGGAAUUGGAGACGGCAAACACUAUCACCAUCCAGCACGUAAUUCCACGAUUCAGGAAACUGAAGAAAUUAUUACGCCCUCAAGGUGAUGACACUGCUGUUAUGGCUAUGUUGAGGGCGUCGUUGUUUGCUGAGCUGGAGAAGAAGGUGUCAAAGAAUCUGCACAUGAGGCACAAGCUUGGCAUUUUUUUCUGGCCAAGAUUUGCAAGCCUUUCUGGAUAUACAGAGACCAAGCGCACUGAGAUUUUGGACCAUGUUCGCACCAGAGUUCGGAAAGUUACUUGA